UCAGUGUCAUUUCUGUUUCAAGACACGAAUGGUGUAAAUGUCUUAUCUCAGAUGUUUUAUAAUACGUUUUAUUAUAAUUAAUUAAUGCCACAAUUUUUAUUUCGCUCAGAGACUUUUAUUUUGAAGAAAGGGAAAUCUGUCGUCGGUGUCGGUAACGUUUUCCGGAAUGGUCUGUCCUCACAUCGAAAUGCUUCUAACUGCUUAAAUACAUUUGCACGUGAAAUUCAAAUUAUUUAUUAAAAUACGGAAUUGUUAGAGUGCUGGUGACGAGAGAAGCCUUUUAUUCAGUCAUGUUUAGGCACUGCAGGACAUUUUCACAUUGUGUCUUAAAAAAUGAUGUGCUUUCAAAACAAGUCGGAAUUCUUUUGCCCUGGUCACCAUUCACAUGUACUGCAUCCUCACGUACUCAUUCUACCAACAUCAAGAUGCGCUCCUACUUACAGUACAUGAAAAGGAAAGUCAAAGGUGUACCAGCUCCUCCAUACGACCAUGUUUGUCAGGUUGGAGAUCCUGUAUUACGUUCACAGGCUGCGACAGUGGAUCCUGAAGCCAUCCAGGGCCCAGAAGUGCAGAAGGUCAUAAAGACCCUGGUCAAGGUGAUGAGGAAGCUUGAGUGUGUCGGCCUGAGUGCACCCCAGAUUGGUGUUCCUCUACAAAUAUUAGCUUUGGAAUAUCCAAAGAAAAUGCUGGAGGACAGCUCAAUCACUUCUAUUGAAGCUCGGGGGCUGGUGGCAGUGCCUCUUAUGAUUUUUGUAAACCCUCGAUUACGUGUACUAGAUGGACGCACUGUCGUCUUCCAAGAGGGCUGUGAAAGCAUCUGUGGGUUUUCAGCAUCUGUUCCACGCUAUGUGUCUGUUGAAGUUUCAGGUCUUAAUGAGAAAGCAGAGCCUGUCAGCUGGCAUGCGAGUGGAUGGCCUGCCAGAAUACUGCAGCAUGAAAUGGAUCAUCUUAAUGGAGUGUUAUAUAUUGACCGUAUGGACAGUAAAACCUUUAUCAAUGUAAAAUGGGAAGAGUAUAAUGAAUAAAACUUUAUUACAACUAAA
Molecule: messenger RNA, 1043 nt
Organism: Puntigrus tetrazona (Sumatra barb)
Lineage: Eukaryota; Metazoa; Chordata; Actinopteri; Cypriniformes; Cyprinidae
Gene: pdf
Product: peptide deformylase, mitochondrial
Biological process (GO): N-terminal protein amino acid modification; peptidyl-methionine modification
Cellular component (GO): mitochondrion
Molecular function (GO): peptide deformylase activity
Source: RefSeq, a predicted model, not a curated record